Messenger RNA from Mesorhabditis belari, 1356 nucleotides. The record is from the annotation of a GenBank genome assembly. NCBI's taxonomy places the organism in Eukaryota, Metazoa, Nematoda, Chromadorea, Rhabditida, Rhabditidae.
AUGGUGGUAAUGGAAUUGGCGAACAAUGGAGCUCUCGACUCGUAUCUACAGAAGAACAACGUCCCGGUCGAGAAAAAGUUGGAAAUGAUUGUACAGUCGGCUUGGGGCAUUGAAUAUCUUCACUCCAGAGAGGUCCUCCAUCGCGAUAUUGCUGCUCGAAACUGUCUCUACGGUGAUAACAAGGUCGAGAUUUCGGAUUUCGGAUUGACGAGAGAAGGAACAGUCUACCAAAUGGAUCCUCAUUGCCGUGUGCCAAUCAGGUGGUUGGCCCCUGAAACACUUCGAAGCGCAAUCUACACACAAAAGUCGGAUGUGUUUGCCUAUGGAAUCAUGUGCUGGGAAAUCCUCAACAACGGAAUUGAACCCUACCCAGGAAUGAGUGUGGCCGAGGUGAAUGUGAAGGUAAAAGAGGGAUUUCGAAUGGAGCUACCGCCAGAGCUAAAUUCGGACGUGAAGAUGGUGGUUGAAAUCAAAUGCUGGUCCGACAAUCCCAAUGAGCGCUUUGUGAUGAAGGAAAUUUCAAAGAACCUGGAGCGAAUUCUGAAGAUCGAUCGCAAGAAGACGUUGGAACCCCCCGAACAACAACAAAAGAAGUCGGUCGUGAAGGCCACAACUAGCCGCACUCGAAUCUCAAAGACGCGGAUCCAACACCAAACUCAAGCGAGGAUGGCGCAAGUCGACAACGCAGUGCAAGAUUUGACGAAGCAAAUGGAAAACUCUAAGCUGAGCUCAAAGGGCGAUCGCGAUCGAGGACGUUUCUCCAAGAAUCCUUUGAACGAGGAAAUUGAAGUGCUCUACGCUGAAAAGCUCAAUGGCCUGAAGAUCGUCCAAGAGAAGGCUACCGGCAAAGUAAAGUGGUAUUCGGUGCUUCGCCAUUUUGGUUUCAUCGAGAUCGACAGUGCUUCCGUCAAGGAUGAAAAUACUGAUGUCUUUGUUCAUCAGUAUUCCAUCAUUGAGUCUCGCACGCGCAGACGCUGUUAUCGAACCUUGGAGGAUGGUGAGGCGGUGCAAUUUGACAUUGCUGACGGCGAGAAAGGCCGCGAAGCUGUUAACGUCACUGGACUUGAUGGUGAACCAGUCGUUGGAUCUCGGUACCAAAUGCUUCAGGCUCCUUGGAUGCGUCGCGCUUUCUUUCAACAUCGUCAGGAAAUGAGCUCGCGCAAGGACGACAAGAGUGGCGAUGUCAAGUCAAGAGACCGCAGACCUAGCAAUGGUGCCAAAGGAGAAAAGAGAGGAAAACGCGUUCCCAACCGACGCCGCCCUUCUCUCAAGUCUGAGACUGACAAAAAGCGUGAGGAAAGCCAUGACGACCCUGUCGAGCGUGGUGCUGCUGCUACAGACGGAAAGACCAAUAAU